ACACAUCCUUACCCAUCAUGCAGGGCCGCAUUUGUAAUUUGCGCUUUUGUUUGACGUUUUGUUUUUAAACACAAACAAUUUUUACUACCGGUGAAAACGGGAGCAUCUGUAUUUAUUACAACUCGAUUAUUUGUAAAGUUGAGAAACUAUGUUGUUCUACUCGUUCUUCAAAUCGUUGGUAGGAAAAGACGUGGUGGUUGAACUAAAAAAUGAUUUAAGCAUAUGUGGUACGCUUCAUUCGGUAGACCAAUAUCUAAAUAUCAAGCUUACCGAUAUUAGCGUUACUGAUCCGGAAAAGUAUCCGCACAUGUUAUCCGUGAAGAACUGUUUCAUACGUGGUUCGGUUGUUCGGUAUGUCCAACUUCCAGGUGACGAAGUUGAUACGCAGCUUUUGCAAGAUGCUGCACGAAAGGAAGCAGUAACUAGCGUCAGAUAAGGCGUAUUAAAGUUUUUACAAAUCUAUAAAUAUAAUCGUAUUGUGUUUGUAAGUUAAA
This is a messenger RNA of Topomyia yanbarensis, 494 nucleotides long. RefSeq names its product U6 snRNA-associated Sm-like protein LSm2. Gene Ontology annotation, cellular component: U6 snRNP; precatalytic spliceosome; P-body. Gene Ontology annotation, biological process: mRNA splicing, via spliceosome. Gene Ontology annotation, molecular function: RNA binding. Bases 149 to 436 code for a protein of 95 amino acids. The transcript is spliced from 3 exons. The record is from RefSeq and is a predicted model, not a curated record. Lineage: Eukaryota; Metazoa; Arthropoda; Insecta; Diptera; Culicidae.